AGCAUGGGACAGGUGGUGGUGGAAACGGUAGUGGGCUUACCGAUCCGCUCGCGGUGGACUUCAAUAUCAAGUUUCUACAUAGUCUAAAAACCCGCUACUCCGCAGCUCGAGCUGCCUGAGGUGGCCCAGCGUAGAAAGAAGGAUCAAGCAGCUGAAUCGACAAUGCACUUUUCAUUGACACGUUUUGUGAUUUUGCUGAAACGACUCGCGAAGGAACGCCUAAAACCAAAACCAAUCUCCGACGGCCGAACGCUGAAUGCCGCCGACGGAGACUCAUCUACCUCGCAUAGCGCUACAUCGAAACAUUCCUUCCUCGAUUUUUUGGAAACCCCUUACAUUUCACUCGACCGACCACCUAUGAAAAACACCCCUGCCUUCAACGCGCUAUUCAAAACCCUUGCGCAGGCUCUAUGCGACACCAGCCCCGACCGAACCCUCCGUUUCGAAGCCUUCCGUCUUCUCAUCCAGAUUGACAACGAACCGCAGCUUGGGCGAUGGGAGGUCAUAGCGUUCAGGCGAGUCAUUGACGAGAUGUUGCAACAUGGAAACGCAUCGGAGCAGUGGCUGGCAGCGACAACUCUCGCGAGGCAAGGGGAGCUGAAUGAUAUUGUGCUUUCGAUUUUGCGCAAAUCGUUGGGAGAUGUCGAUGCGGCGCGGAGGGCGCUUGCAUUGCAGAUGCUUGGUGGACUGGACGUUUCUUUGGCUGAUCGCGUGCUGCAGAUUGUUCUGGAGGACUGUGGGAGUACGAGCUGGAGGGUGCGUUGCGAUGCCGUUACGUUGCUGGAAGUGUGGGUUCAGAAACUGUCUGAGUUGCUCCCAUGCCCCACGGACGAUGAUGACCUCCAGACGACCCUGCAUGGCGGAGGGAGCCAGUCCAGCGAGCGCUCAAGCGUGGCCAGCCGGUCCACCCGCCCCAGCACACAGCAGCACCCGCCUUCAGAAUCAGAAGAUUCUGCGAACGCUCGGCAACUACUUCAAAUGUCUGUGCAAAUGCUGCUUUCACUUAUGUGGAACGACUGGCAUCAAGAUGUCCGGCAAGUGGCGUCCUCUGCGCUGGCGAGAUUGGGAAAAGGUCGGACUGUGCUGGAUUGGCUGGUUGCGAUGUUGGGUGCGGAGGAUCCUUUGAGAAGAGUGGAUGCUUUGCGGGCUUGCAUGAGACUCGGCUUUCUGUUAGCGGCUGCUGUGGACAGUUAUGUUAUGUGCUUGGCUGAUAACUUUGCAAGUGUUCGCCUUGAAGCGUGCAAGCUUGCUUGCGUGGUUCAAAUGAAAGAUCGAAGCGUACUGAACAGUCUGUUAGAUCGCGUCACGGACUUCGAGUGGCAAGUGAGGGCUUACGCCGUCAAAGGCGUCGCCAACAGUGGUAACACUGACCCGCAAGUACAUGCCGCUCUGCGCUGCGUCCUAUAUCACGACCCCAACCCGUCAGUACGAGCCGAAGCAAUCAACGCUACUCAGUCAUUGGGUAUCUUGGCACAAGACAAGGUUCUGCAGCAAGCUGUGUUCACCCUCAGAGAAGUGGAUCCCACGCCGGCGGUACGGAAAGAGGCGGACAAAGCACUCACGGCGGCCGUGGGCUUGAUCAUUGCUACUGGACCGGGACAAGAUCUUCCAACUUUCACUUUGACCAAUGAAGCGGGUGCUGUGGUAGCACCUUCGGCAACGACCAACAACGCGAAUGCCGCUGGUGGCUCUGCUGGCCUCGGGUCACCUAUGCCCACUGCAAGAGGAAGCGGAAACAGCAGUGUUCCAACGACAUCCGGCCGCGGGGCGGCCAGCAAUGCGAGCAAUGCCACCCUCUCCAUCCCCUUCGCACACAUCCUCUCCGACCGGUCGCCCGCAGAAGCCUCAGUCUUCCUUCGCACUUCGCUGGUAGAAGAAAAGGAACUCGAAGCCGUAAUCGACCAGGUCCGCGACAUGGCGGGGCAAGACCGUGUCACUGCCGAGGUGAUGGAGAGCAAUUCAGGUCCACACCCGUACGAUGAAGAUGAGGAAGUUGUAGAUGAUCACGUGCCGGAUGUAAAGGCGAUUCAUGAAAGGAAGGGGAGAAGGCAUAUUGAUAUUGGGUUACCCGAGAUUGUGAGGAAGCUGCCUGGGGUUCCGAUGAAAAGACCGUGGCAGAAUCGGCAUAGGACGGUGGCUGGCGCGGCUGAAUGAUGGGACUUCGGUUGUACCAAACCCAGCCGAACACUAUCCGCUGCAAGCAGGAC
This is a messenger RNA of Fimicolochytrium jonesii, 2207 nucleotides long. Its product is annotated as armadillo-type protein. Gene Ontology annotation, biological process: peptidyl-hypusine biosynthetic process. Lineage: Eukaryota; Fungi; Chytridiomycota; Chytridiomycetes; Spizellomycetales; Powellomycetaceae. The transcript has 5 exons. The coding region runs from base 163 to 2154 and encodes 663 amino acids. The record is from RefSeq and is a predicted model, not a curated record. Gene Ontology annotation, molecular function: deoxyhypusine monooxygenase activity.